CCGGGAGACAGUAAAAAUGGACGAGUCGGGAUAUGCUUUUUUUUUUCUUUCUUUCUUUCUUGACGGUGCAUCGUCCUCCUCUUCUGCUUUCAACAGGAGGCUGUCCGUCUGAGUGAAGGCUCUGUCGUCUGGAUGGGAAAGGCUCCAUGUUCAGUGCAUUUCUGCUGGUGUUUGGCUGCCUGCUGCAGAGGAAACUACCGACCACAGAGGGGCAUCGUGGGACCAACCGGCAUGUCUUCUACGUAGUCCAAAUGGAUGGAGGCACGAGAGCUGCCAUGGCUCUGGCCGAGCAGCACGGACUGGAGUUCAUAUACCAGGUUGGCAGCCUGGAGGAUCUGUACACCUUGAAAGACUGCAGGGGGCGCCGUGAUAGAGCCACCUUUGAGGACAGACUUGCGAAUGCAGCGGGGGUUCACUGGGUGCAGAGGCAGCAUGGUCAUUACAGAGAGAAACGGGUUCCUGCGACAUGGCUGAGCUACAGAGCUAAUAAGAAUUCCCGGAGGACAGAGUCUGCAGCUGACGGGCAGCCUGAGGAGGAUAAGAGUGACCAGUCCCUCACCUUCAAUGACCCACUCUGGCCCAUGCAGUGGGAACUGUUUGCACAGGGAGAAUAUAACACCGGUGGGUUUGACCUGAAUGUGAUGCCGGUUUGGAAGAACAACAUUACCGGCCGUGGAGUAGUUGUCAGCAUCGUUGAUGAUGGUGUUGAUCACACAAACAAGGACCUGAAGAAAAACUUUGAGGCCCUCGCCAGUUUUGACGUGCUUGCAUCACACGGCCUGUCCCAUGAUCCCAUGCCCACCAGAAAUGAGGAGAAUAGUCACGGUACCCAUUGUGCAGGGGAAGUUGCCAUGGAGGCCAACAACUCCUACUGCGGUGUGGGCAUCGCCUUCAAUGCCAGGAUCGGAGGUAUCCGGUUGUUGGAGGGAACGGUCACCGAUGCCAUGGAGGCCACUGCACUGACCUUCAACAUGCACUUCAUCGACAUCUACGUCUGCAGCUGGGGCCCGCGGGACGACGGGGCCAAGAUGGACGGCCCGCACAGCCUGUCAGAGAAAGCCCUCCAGCAUGGAGCUCACAAGGGCCGAGGUGGGAAGGGCAGCAUCUUUGUGUGGGCGGCGGGUAAUGGUGGUAUCAGCUAUGACCACUGCGGCGCAGACGGUUAUGUUAACUCCAUCUACACCAUUGCCAUUGGCGCCGUCACUCAAACCGGGAAGGCCACCCACUUCGGCGAGCCCUGCCCUGGAGUCAUGGCCGUCACCCUGACAGGAUCCAGCACGGGAGGCCCGCUACCUUUGGUGACUCUGACCAACAUGGGUGACGGCUGUGUCACAUACUUUCCAGGAACAUCCAGCGCUGCUCCAAUCGCUGCAGGAAUUCUGGCUCUUGCCUUAGAAGUGAAUCCUAAGCUGACGUGGAGGGAUGUUCAGCAUCUGAUCGCCAAGACAGCAAAGAUCUCUGACCCAGAAGAGCCUGGAUGGAACAUCAACGCAGCGGGAUACCAUGUUCACCAUAGGUUUGGCUUUGGAGUGUUGGAUGCAGCGUUGAUGGUGCAGCAGGCCACACAUUUCCAACCUGUUGCCCCACAGAGGAGGUGCACGCAAGAUAUCACACUUAAUCCUGCAAGAAUUCUUUCCUCAGGAGGCGAAGUCACAGUGGAAAUCCAAGCAGACGCCUGCAAAGGGGGAGAUAACCAGAUCAACGUCCUGGAGCACGUCGAGGUGACAGUCAGUAUCAACGCCGUGUGCCGUGGUGACCUCUCCAUAAGCCUCGAGUCUCCAGGCGGCACAGUAUCAGUGCUGUUGGACACCAGACCCAACGACGCCUCCACGGCUGGGCUGAAGAACUGGACUCUGAUGACGGUGCACAGCUGGGGGGAGCAGCCACGAGGCCUCUGGACCCUCCGGGUGACUGACCACAGAGGCACAGUGUGGAGCUGUGUGAGGCCGAGCGAAGAGAAGGCAGCCGGAGCUUUGCUCAGCGUUACACUCAUCCUCUAUGGCACCUACCACCCACACAAGACCACGCACGAGGAACCCCUGCAGAGCAUUGUGUCCAUGGGGGAGCAUCACCCCAUCUCUCACUGGGGGAUAUACCAGAGGGAGCAUUACCCCCCUCUGGAGCUGAUUCAACGGGUUUACCAAAUGGAGAGAGAUGCGAGGGUGCAGGCGGCUGAUAUCAGCGUCCCAGCCAGGCUCGAGGUGCAGAUGUCGAAAACCCCCGAACACAGAGUGGUGGCGAACAUGAGUCUCAGCAAACCCCAAACACCAAGAAUGGAUUUUAAGACAGAUGCCGUACAGACGUCCUCCUCGAGAUCAAGGCCUGCUGUUGUGAAGAAGCCUCCUGAAACCAAGACUGUCAGGGAUGAUGUGGAUGGAGAGAGCAGGUCCCUACCCUCACAGACCGUCCAGGAUACCAACGCGGCUCAGGUGCAACGGUCGGACUCUUCAGAUCCAAGAGAUGAAGGCACCGUGAGCAGGCAGGCAGGCAGGCUGGGUGGGGGAGGGAGGGAGUGGGGCAGCCGGUAGGGAGCUGAAGACACAAACAUGAACCACGGUUAAAUAAAGACUCUUAUUUUUCACAGUGCAGCAAGCCGAUUGAUCACGAAUCAAUUCCUCGCACUGUAUUUCGACUGUGUGGCCUCGGUGUCAGCUCAGAUUAUUUAUCGUGGACUCUUAAAAACUCAAUCACUCUCCGAACCCACAGAA
This is a messenger RNA of Mugil cephalus (flathead mullet), 2708 nucleotides long. Its product is annotated as furin-like protease kpc-1. Bases 147 to 2528 code for a protein of 793 amino acids. Gene Ontology annotation, molecular function: serine-type endopeptidase activity. The transcript is spliced from 20 exons. Gene Ontology annotation, cellular component: Golgi membrane; trans-Golgi network. The record is from RefSeq and is a predicted model, not a curated record. Lineage: Eukaryota; Metazoa; Chordata; Actinopteri; Mugiliformes; Mugilidae. Gene Ontology annotation, biological process: peptide hormone processing.